Messenger RNA from Fusarium pseudograminearum CS3096, 1380 nucleotides. RefSeq lists its product as uncharacterized. NCBI's taxonomy places the organism in Eukaryota, Fungi, Ascomycota, Sordariomycetes, Hypocreales, Nectriaceae. The transcript is spliced from 2 exons. The record is from RefSeq and is a predicted model, not a curated record. The coding region runs from base 1 to 1380 and encodes 459 amino acids.
AUGUCAGACUCAGAACAAAAACAUGCUAUUGAUACCGUCAACGUCGAAGCACAGCGUCAAGCUUCUCUCAAGGCAAGAUGGAAUCGCUCGCCCCUCUACAAUGCAACGAUUUUAGGUCUCUGCAGCUUCGCAGCCCCCGGUCUCUGGAGCGCAAUGAACUCUCUUGGCGCAGGCGGUGCUCAAAAACCCUACCUCGUUAACACUGGCAAUGCGCUCACGUUCUGUUUGAUGAUCAUCUCCUGCUGGUUCACGAGUGGCAUCGUCAAAUACAUCGGCAUCAAAGGCGCUCUUAUUAUUGGCACUGUCGGCUUUGCACCCUACAGCGCAGGCUUGUACCUGAACAAUCGUUCUGGCGUUGAGUGGCUCGUCAUCUUUGGUGCGGCGUGUUGUGGUGUUUCUGCAGGAAUAUUCUGGUCAGCUGAGGCGGCGAUUGCCAUCGGAUAUCCUGAACCGCGAAACAGAGGCCGCAUGGUCGCCUAUUGGCUUUCCUUCACAAGGUUCAGCCAGGUCAUGGGCGGUGCGAUCAAUCUGGGUCUCAAUGUCGAUCAGAACGAGGCCGGGAAAGUUUCAUACAAGGUCUACCUCAUCUUCAUCGCCCUUCAGGCUUUAGCACCUUUCAUCGCAUGUCUCUUGAACAAGCCUUCGCAAGUACAGCGAUCCGACGGCCGACAGGUUGAUAUGAGCAUCCAUGACCACCCAUGGAAAGAAUUCAAAGCAACGACAAGAACAUUCCUCAAAAAGGACUUUAUGCUGCUGAUCUUAUGGAUUGGGCAGGGCGUCUACUCCGAAUCUGUCUUUUUUACCUACAUCGCUCUCUGGUUCAGUGUGCGAGCUCGGGCUCUGGCAUCUUUCAUAUCUGGUAUCGUUGCGGUUAUCAUAAGUAACUUACUUGGAGUGUGGCUUGAUCAGCACCAAAUCUCGCUCAAGAAGCGCGCGGGAUGGGCAUAUAUGGUCAUCAUGACUCUGCAAGGAGGCUGGUGGAUAUGGUUGACCAUUAAUGUGACCAAGUUCAAUCGUCAAGGUGCUCUCUACGACUGGGCUGACCCCGGGUUUGGUGCCGCAUUCGGUGUUUUCGUCUUUCUGGUCACUGGCUUUCAGCUAAACUACAAUUUUGCCUUUUUCGUCAUUGGUGAAAUCUCAACCAGCUCUCAAGAAACAGUACGUCUGUCAGCGCUACUGCGAGCCACUGAGUCGGCAUGGCAAGCUCUUAGUUAUGGGCUCAAUGCUCUACCUAUCAUGGCAACCGUUGGUAGCACGUAUAUGAACUUGGGGCUUUGGGCUCUUGCGAUAUUCCCGGCUUGGUUGGUGAUUCGAGGACUGGGCGAAAGCGAGAGGCAGGACGGUGUUUUAGAGACGGCAGACACGAGCGAGAACUACUAG